AUGGAUCAACAAGCUGUUCAACCUGCAGGGUUGGCUCGCGGCCGUUCACCGUCUGCCGGAAACCAACAGCCUCAUAUAAGAAAUAGUCAUUCUCCUUCGCCUCAUCCAUAUCAGUCCCCGGAAUCAUCGAUCGGCCUCGGCAUUGCCAUAGACCCCUCAUCAGCGAGCCCCCAGUUCACUUCCGACUUCAACACUUACCCUAGCAACAACGAUAGCAACCAGUUUUUGAAUACAUCACAGUCGCAGACCUUCGAUCAUCGGGGUAUUGCCGAUCCGACAUCCUUCGGGCUCAACCAAGACUACUCCCAAUCUCUCCCCUCGCAAUCCCAACCCACAUUCUCCCAGAGUCUCCUGGGUCCAGAUUUCAACAGCAGCGGCGAUUUCUCACUAUUCCCCCAAUCUACCCAAGGUGACCAGUUUGGUACACCUCUGUUUGGCGACUUGUCCCAGACACAUGCGCAAUCUCUCGACCCGAACGAUCUAACGAGCAUGACGUCCCCACAGACACACCACUCGCCUACUCCGCCGCAUCUUCUAAAGCCAGAGCCAGGUUCGGCACACCAGUCUCCAUCUUUCAACCAACAUCAGUUUCCUUCGCCUGGCCAUUCAAGACAUGCGUCAUUAGGUCCCGAGGCGGCUUUUAUGCCCGGUCAGUUGGAUUGGAAUCAACCGCAGUUUCAAGGACACCGAAGGACACCGUCAGAAUACUCGGACGCAUCGUCAGCUGCCCCAUCGCCGAAUUUAACAGGCCACGAUAGCUUCGAACACCCAGAGCACGGCCACUCGCCCAUGCAGCGACCGCAAGACUUUUAUGAUGGGGUUGUUGGGUUAGGUAACUUUAGCAUAACAGGGCCCAACCCAAAUAGUCGUAGCCCAUCGCAUAGUCCGGCUAUCUCCCCUCGAAUACUCCCUCAACGGAUGCCUGACGCUGGCCAGCAAGGUCAGAACAUCAUGUUAAAUACGGGAUAUCCUAUGGGUUACCCCGUUCAAACCUCAGAAGAGUUUCCUUCCUUGUGUCAAGAAGCGCCAAUAGACCCGUUAAUAACUCAGCCUAUGGCUCCACCGUCUAUAAAUAUCGACUUUGCGCCUAAUUCGCGACAAAAUAGCUUCGAGCCCCCGAAGCCGCCGAUGGAUGCGCAGUCUCUAACUCCACCAGAUAGGGGUCGCCCACGAUCCCGCCCGCGAGCGGUUACGGACCCCUAUAAUAGCGGAGGGGCUGUCCUCUCACGACCCAAUACCCCUGGAAGUCUGUCGCCACACCUAGGCGCCGAUUUGGCUAACCGUAGUCGCUCCGGGUCCGAGUCCUCAACUCGUUCACUUUCGCCUGGUGACCGGUCAGGUAGCGCCAAUGCUGUCUCUAGAAGGCGUCAAUCUAUGUCUGCGGUCCCCAAUAAUGUGAUAGCGCUCCGCCUAGCAGACCCGGAAUACCAAGCCGCUCAAGAUAAUGGAGGAACGAAGCGGAUCCAGAAACAUCCUGCCACUUUUCAAUGUACCCUUUGCCCCAAGCGGUUUACCCGAGCAUACAAUUUACGAUCCCAUCUGCGUACCCACACUGACGAAAGACCCUUCGUAUGCACGGUUUGUGGAAAGGCAUUCGCUAGACAACACGACCGUAAACGUCACGAGGGACUUCAUUCAGGCGAAAAGAAAUUUGUCUGCAAAGGUGAUCUCAAAGCCGGGGGCCAAUGGGGCUGUGGAAGGCGGUUCGCCCGAGCGGAUGCGCUGGGUCGCCAUUUCCGAUCAGAAGCAGGCCGCAUAUGUAUCAAGCCGUUGCUAGACGAAGAAAUGCUUGAGAGACAACGGCUGUGGCAGGAACAACGAAUGCAGAGCAUAGCGCAAAACAUGGCUCAACAACAACCGGUCAUGGACCCUAACGUUUAUCCUGGUAUAGAGACGGGUAACUAUGCCUUACCUGCGGCCUUAUUAGCACAGUACCCAGCACUAGCACAGAUGAACUGGGGUCAACCGGGUGAUAUGAAUAACGUAGAAGAUGAGCUUAGUGGUCGCUCAAGCUUUGAUGCCUCAGAUUACGAUGAUGGUGAUGAUACGGGCUACGUAAGUGGUCCUGGUACCGGUUUCGGAGAGGGCGGUCUGCAACAAAACUUCGGCGAGCAGAUUGGUUAUGCUAGUGACUAUGGUGGCCGCUAG
This is a messenger RNA of Daldinia childiae, 2148 nucleotides long. RefSeq names its product Transcriptional regulator CRZ1. The record is from RefSeq and is a predicted model, not a curated record. Bases 1 to 2148 code for a protein of 715 amino acids. Gene Ontology annotation, biological process: regulation of DNA-templated transcription. Gene Ontology annotation, molecular function: RNA polymerase II cis-regulatory region sequence-specific DNA binding; DNA-binding transcription factor activity, RNA polymerase II-specific. Lineage: Eukaryota; Fungi; Ascomycota; Sordariomycetes; Xylariales; Hypoxylaceae. The transcript has 2 exons.